This is a messenger RNA of Hippoglossus stenolepis (Pacific halibut), 1148 nucleotides long. RefSeq lists its product as uncharacterized. Lineage: Eukaryota; Metazoa; Chordata; Actinopteri; Pleuronectiformes; Pleuronectidae. Gene Ontology annotation, biological process: adaptive immune response. Gene Ontology annotation, molecular function: signaling receptor activity. Gene Ontology annotation, cellular component: membrane. The transcript is spliced from 4 exons. The record is from RefSeq and is a predicted model, not a curated record. The coding region runs from base 47 to 712 and encodes 221 amino acids.
GCCAUUCUAUCUAUGACAACAUCUGUCAGAGUAGGUGAAAACACAGAUGUUUCCUGCUCAGGAGUUUUGUGUGUCAGUCUCAGUCAUUGUCAGCAUGUCUGCUGUCGGCCUGAAGCUCGUAACCCUCCUCUGCUUCUCCUGUACGGCCCUGAGUGUCCCAGAAAGGUGCCAAGUGGUGUGGAAAAAAGCUGGAGAAACCACCACCAUCGAGUGCAGGAUGUCUGACAGGACUGAUGGGUACUUGGAUCUGUGUAGGGGUGUCUGUGAGGACGAUAAAGUCAUUUACGCGGAGUCAAAAAAAGUUGACAUUGUGCCAGCAUUCAGAGGCAGGGUUCACACCAAUGGAGCAUAUCCCAACGUGGACAUUUCAAUAGUAAACUUGACUUCUGCUGACACAGCGCUGUACUGGUGUGUGUACAAGAAAUUUGACGAGGUGACCGGCAGCGUAAUUAAGACGUCCGGAGGAUCUGUGGUCCUGGUGGUGACAGAAGAUGGGGGUGGGUCUGCCAAUGGAAACCAAGCAUGUGAAACAGAUCAUCAGAAGCUGCUGCUGGUGGCUGUUGUGAUCGCUGGUGUUGUGCUGUUUGGCUUCAUCCUGGGCGCCUGCAUCUGGAUCAUCCUCAAGACCAAGACUUAUCGCCUGUCAGUGAAACCAAGACGUGUCCCCAACAAUGAGGUUUACGAGGACAUGCGCAGCACCAUCAGACGCUGAGGAUGUCUGGAACCUGAAACCCUUCAACCUUCGCUCCACUGGGGUGCAUCUGAAGUGAUGCAUGCGAGGCAGUGUAGCAACUCAGCAUGUUUUCUCACACGUCUCUUCAGGAUGUCAGUGUGUCAGUGAGAAGCUGCAGAGACAGUGAUAAAUUGGAAGAAGGUGCAAGGCAGCAGAACAGGUUGUUCCUGUUCAGCUGUGAAGCACAAACAUCACAAUUUGAAUACUUUUCUAUUUUUAAUGUAAAUACAUCUUCUUUAAUGUCAGUACUUUUUCUUUUUAAUAGUUUUGUAAAGUUUAUACCAUGAUGACAGAGGAUUUAUUGUUUUAACAAAAUACAUUCAUUUUCAUUUGAAUGCCAUAUAAGAUAGAUGCUAUGUAUUGUGAUAAUAACUGCAAUUUGCUAUGUAAUCAAUAAACUUUUUCUAUUUUUCAA